Messenger RNA from Anneissia japonica, 944 nucleotides. Its product is annotated as suppressor of tumorigenicity 14 protein-like. The record is from RefSeq and is a predicted model, not a curated record. Gene Ontology annotation, biological process: proteolysis. Gene Ontology annotation, molecular function: protein binding; serine-type endopeptidase activity. The annotation marks the transcript as partial. Lineage: Eukaryota; Metazoa; Echinodermata; Crinoidea; Comatulida; Comatulidae. The transcript has 6 exons.
GCCAAUUCCAAAUACAAUGCAAGAAAUUACAGUCCCAAUAAUCAGCCAAGAAGAAUGCAGAAAUGUCUCUCAACUUGAAGAAAUAAUAACAAACUCUACCAUUUGCACUGGAGGAUUUGAGGAUGAAAAAGGAGCAUGCAGGGGUGAUAGUGGUGGGCCUCUGAUGUGUAAACGUGAUGGUAUAUGGUUUGUUGCUGGUGUUACUAGUUUCACUAAAAACCCGUGUGCUUCUGACGUUGGUGGUUAUACAAGAGUAUCCAGCUACACCGAACUGAUAAAUGAUAUACUUAGUGGCAAAAUUUUUGUAUGUGGUGAUUUUGAAUUUAUACUAUUGGAACAAGUGUGUGAUGGAAUCAUCGAUUGUGCUGACUUCAGUGACGAGCUACAGUCUUGCCCUUGUAGCGACGACAGAUUUCAGUGUGCGAAUGGUGUCUGUAUUGCCGCUGCAAAACGAUGUGACCGAGAAAAUAACUGUCUCGAUUGGUCAGAUGAACAAGGCUGCUGGAAUGUUACUUCUGAAAAAUGUGGAUCACAACCUUUCUUACCUGCUGAAGAUAGGAUUGUUGGAGGCGAAGAUGUACCACCAGGGAAAUGGCCGUGGAUUGGUUCAAUCACAGUAUAUGGAUCUCAUUAUUGUGGUGCUGCAUUAAUUGAUCGUGAAUGGGCAUUGACAGCUGCUCAUUGUCUUGGUAGAAUAGACUACAUCAGUUUCGGCACCACAGAUCUUGAGUUUCAUUCUUCAGUCUUUUAUGAGGAGGUUGGCGUAGCUGAGGCACUUCCCCAUCCAGACUAUGAUGAUUAUACGUUAGCGAAUGACAUUGCCCUUCUGAGACUAGAAAGACCAGUCAAUUACAGUGCAUUUAUACAGCCUAUUUGCUUUGGUGAAGAUUUUGCAGUCGGUACUGAAUGUGUGAGUGCUGGUUGGGGUCGACUGUAUGAAUACG